Heterocephalus glaber (naked mole-rat) is the source of this 4155-nucleotide messenger RNA. RefSeq names its product calcium voltage-gated channel auxiliary subunit gamma 2 (gene Cacng2). Gene Ontology annotation, biological process: neurotransmitter receptor internalization; neurotransmitter receptor transport, postsynaptic endosome to lysosome; transmission of nerve impulse. NCBI's taxonomy places the organism in Eukaryota, Metazoa, Chordata, Mammalia, Rodentia, Bathyergidae. Gene Ontology annotation, cellular component: postsynaptic density membrane; voltage-gated calcium channel complex; AMPA glutamate receptor complex. Gene Ontology annotation, molecular function: voltage-gated calcium channel activity; channel regulator activity. The record is from RefSeq and is a predicted model, not a curated record.
AGCUGUCCACUUCAGCACCACCGGUAAUGCAGUAGGUGGGAGCGCUCCGCCGGGGGCGAGUCGGCCGCGAGGGGGGGGCGGGCGGCCCAUCCUGCAGCAAGACGCCGGCUCCCUCGACUCCAGGAGCUUUGCGGAUAGGGGGAGGGAAAAGCGCCUCGAUUCUCCGGGAGAAACCCCCUCCCUCCCCCACUUCGCCAACACUACCCCCGUCACCAACAAUAAACGCCGCCGCUGCUAGUCCAGCUGCCGCCGCCGCCGCCGCUCCUGCCCGCCCUGCAGAGCCAUGGAAGGCGAGACCCCCGCAGCCGUGCAGCCGAGACCGAGGGCUUACAGAAUACUGGGAAGUCUGGUCUGAAACGAAAGCGCCCGAGACCCCCCCCAAGGAAGAGAACUGGCGAAGCCAAGGAUUUUCAUGGCGCAGGCCGCAGAGCCGAGAACGAAGACGGGAGGGUGCAUUUCGGCUCUUACAAUCUCUAACUGUCUAGGUCCCGACCAUGAGAGAUGGUGUUGAGAAUUCGGCUGUUCCCUGGUUCACUGUGGAAGCCAUCUCCAAAUUAACGAUCACCUAUGGAAACUGGAGACCAGAAUUUUAGGAAAAGAGAUUAAAGCAUCUCACUUGGGGGGUGGGGGUGUCUUUUUAUUUCCCCCUCCCCCCUUUUUUUAAACUCACUGCAACCGGAACAGUUUCUGAUCCCAAAAGGCAAGCUUCUCUUCCCGUGUGAUCUUUAUAAUUUACACUCUUUUCCGUGAGCUUUCUUACCUCCCUUUUUUAAAAUAUCUCUCCAUAUCCUCUAUUCACAUAUAUAUCCAUUAUAUUAGUAGUGGAAUUAUAUUUUAAUUUUUUUUUUUUUUUUUGGCUUUAGUACUCGCACCCUCAAACACACCCUUCCGAGAACCAGAAGUCGGUUGGGUGUUUAUAUAAUGAAGAAUUAUGGGGCUGUUUGAUCGAGGUGUUCAAAUGCUUUUAACCACCGUUGGUGCUUUCGCUGCCUUCAGCCUGAUGACCAUAGCUGUGGGAACCGACUAUUGGCUCUACUCCAGAGGGGUCUGCAAGACGAAAAGUGUCAGUGAGAACGAAACCAGCAAAAAGAAUGAGGAAGUUAUGACCCAUUCUGGAUUAUGGAGAACGUGCUGCCUUGAAGGGAACUUCAAAGGCCUGUGCAAGCAGAUCGAUCACUUCCCAGAGGAUGCAGAUUAUGAAGCUGACACGGCAGAAUAUUUCCUCCGGGCCGUGAGGGCCUCGAGCAUCUUCCCGAUCCUGAGCGUGAUUCUGCUGUUCAUGGGCGGCCUCUGCAUCGCAGCCAGCGAGUUCUACAAGACUCGGCACAACAUCAUCCUGAGCGCCGGCAUCUUCUUCGUGUCUGCAGGUCUGAGUAACAUCAUUGGCAUCAUCGUGUACAUAUCUGCCAAUGCCGGAGACCCCUCUAAGAGCGACUCCAAAAAGAAUAGUUACUCCUACGGCUGGUCCUUCUACUUCGGGGCCCUGUCCUUCAUCAUCGCCGAGAUGGUCGGGGUGCUGGCCGUGCACAUGUUUAUCGACCGGCACAAACAGCUGCGGGCCACGGCCCGCGCCACGGACUACCUCCAGGCCUCGGCCAUCACCCGCAUCCCCAGCUACCGCUACCGCUACCAGCGCCGCAGCCGCUCCAGCUCUCGCUCCACCGAGCCCUCUCACUCUAGGGACGCCUCGCCUGUGGGCAUCAAGGGCUUCAACACCCUGCCGUCCACCGAGAUCUCCAUGUACACGCUCAGCAGGGACCCCUUGAAGGCCGCCACCACACCCACCGCCACCUACAACUCCGACAGGGACAACAGCUUCCUCCAGGUCCACAAUUGUAUCCAGAAGGAGAACAAGGACUCUCUCCACUCCAACACAGCCAACCGCCGGACCACGCCCGUAUGAAGACCGCCCGGUGGCCGGUGGCUGGUGGGUGGCCCGGGCCAGCGGGAGGGACCCGGGGCCCAGGAGGAGGCGUGGCCCACGGGCAGGGACAGGGCCACCCACAGGGAGACCUUCCCAAAGCAAAACACACACACACACACACACACACAAAACACAAAAAACAAAAAAAGAGAAAAACAUAACAAGUAAAUUUUAAAAAAAGAACAAAAUAUAAGAGGAACAAAGACGUAAAACAACAGGGAAUGGGGGAAAAUAUAAACGAAGGAAGACAAACUUUAAAACAAAGCAAGAGGGAUUAAAAAAUUAACAAUAGAAAAUAAAUCUAAAAGAAAAUGCAUGAUUUCCCAUGUACCAUUAUUUUAACAUUUAAUAAAAACCAAUUUAAAUGAAAACCAUAAAAGGGAACCAAGAUAAUAUUAAAACAAAAAAAAGGAAAAAAAGAAAAAGAAUGGAAAGGAAGAGGGAUGACCUUUGUAUUUAUUAGGGUUUUGUGUUACCAUUUUUUAUUUGUUUGUUUAAUGGGGAGAGUUUCAAAAUUAACAGUAUUAACAGUAUUCUCUCUGUUCCCUUGAACCCCGGUGGGCCCCGCCUCCCUGGGAGAGUGGGGGGCGGAGACUCAGGGCCUGUGGUGGAGUCCAGGCCCCUGGAAGCCCUGGGAGGGGCCCCAGGAGCCAGCUGCCCCCAGCACUGACGGGGCAACUGUAGGCCCCUGGGUGGCCUGAGUUCCCGGUCCCUCCUGUACGCUAGGUGCCUCGGGGAGGGGGGGGGGGAUGCACCUGGGGCUCUCCCAGCCCCUGGUUCCCAGUCCUUAAUGGUCCUAACCCACUGUGAUGACUUCCUAGGCCUUGAGGAAAGGGAAGGAGAAGGGAUGGCUGCCGUGGGCUUACAGAGAUGCCGGACACCCCGGAAUUCUCAGGGUGAGCCUUUUGGGAUCACCAUCCCCAAGCUCCUGUCCUUGGGGUCGGGAGAUGCCCACCCCUCCCUGGGGGGAGAUAAAGCAGCUCUCCCUCCUCACCCCUCACCUCAGGGCCACGUGAUGACCCUGGGGUGAUGCCAGACCCUCAGACUCAUGGGCCCCCUACCCCCUGGGAAAGGGGCUCUUUGACCCCCUUAGGGGUCCUUGGACUCACUGACGCCCUCUCAGGGCCCAGGGUCCAACAAUGACAUUGCAAAAAGGUUUCUUUUUACAAAAGAAAAAGGAAAAACAAGUGGUGAUUUUUUUUUUUAAAUAAAAAAACCACAGACUAUAAAUAAAUGUAAAUAUAUAAUAAGUGGAUUUACUUGCAAGAAAAUCAGAUAGUAUUUUUCUUUUAAUUCUUUUCCAGCUUUAAACUGUGAAAAACAAAACAAUAGGGUGGGUGGGGGACUUAAAAUUUAGCAGGGAACUUCUAAAGACAAAACAGAAAACAAUUAUACAAAUCCAUUAAAAAAACAAAACAGAUGGAGAGAUGCAAGCUGGGCUUAAAGCCAGAGGGAAAAGAGUAAGGCCACAGCCAGCUGCAGGGAGCCUGCUGGAAAGAUCGCUUCCUUCUACUUGGAAGGUGCUGCCAAUGUGGGAGAGAAAGAGACCACAUGCCCACCCACACCACAGCUGCACACGUAGCCACACAGCCCAGCAGUGCAACCGCUCAUGGGGGUACUCUCGGUCUACAGCCGAGAAACUGACUUACGCCCUCCAAAGCCAUUGUUGACAACACCACAACACCACCCUGGCCUUUAUGUCCCCCUGUGGCCCUCACUACACACACACACACACACACACACACACACACACACACACACACACACACACACGCAUGCACGCACGCAAGCACGCACACGCACACACACAUGCAGACCAUGCUCAUGUGCAUGGCCAGGGCGCUGGGGCAGAGUCCAGCCCUGGAUUCAGCACUUCCUCACUGUGUGGCUCCUCCGGCCUCCAUGUCCCCCCAUGUACAUGUACAGACCAACCCAGACAUGCUUAGAAAGCCCGAUCUUGCUCUGUGUAUCUGUGACUUUUAGGAUCUGCCACCUGCCCAGAGCAAGAUGCCAGGGAUGACCAAAUCAGCUGACACCGAGCUCCAGUGACAUUGAGAACGUUCCCAAACCAUCAGUUGGCCUCUCUCUCCCUCCCUCUCUCUCUCUCUCUCACACACACACACACACACACACACACACACACACACAUGCACGCACACGUACACACCUCCCAUAUGGCUCCUCACUGUGCUCCCCAGCCCCUGUCCCCACAUCCAACAUUAAAGCAAAAA